Messenger RNA from Rhizophagus irregularis DAOM 181602=DAOM 197198, 1383 nucleotides. NCBI's taxonomy places the organism in Eukaryota, Fungi, Glomeromycota, Glomeromycetes, Glomerales, Glomeraceae. The record is from RefSeq and is a predicted model, not a curated record.
AUGGAUGAAAUUAAACUAACUGAUGAUGUAUUUGAACAAAUAAAAGAGUUCAAUCGUUAUGAUUUGACUGAAAAACAAAAAUCGUUAAUUGAUAAACUAAUAACAAAUGAAGAAUUAAAAGAACGUUAUAAAAAAAAUGGUUUAUGUAAAAAUUGUAAGCAGCCUAAAACUACUUAUAGUUAUUGUCAGUCAUGUAAAUCACAAUAUUUUAAACAAAAUUUCAAAAAUUGGACAAGUGGAAAUCAUGACGUUGAUGAAUUUAUUCAAAAAGUACAAUUAAAUGCUAAAAAUGAAAACCAAAUCAUAGAGUGGAUUGAAUAUGAUAAAUUUGAAGAUGUUGAAUAUUUAGCAAAAGGGGGAUUUGGAACUACCUUUAAAGCAGUUUGGAAAGAUGGUCCUUGGAAAAUUAAUUAUGACAAUAAUCAAAUGGAAAGAAAAGGUGAAACAAAAGUCGCUUUAAAGUGCUUACAUAAUUCACAAGAUAUUACAGCAGAUUUUUUAAAAGAAGUUGAAUCAAAUAUUUUAGCUUGUGAAUCAUAUGAUAGUCAUUUUGUAGUACGUUGUUUUGGUAUUACCAAAGAUCCAAAAACAAAUAAUUUUAUGAUGGUUAUGGAUUUAAAAGAGGGUAACUUAAGACAACAUUUAAAUAACAACUUUAUUUCACUGGAUUGGAAGCGAAAGUUGUGGAGUUUAUAUAGUAUUGCAUAUGGUCUUAAAGAUAUUCAUAAAAAAGGAUUAAUUCAUCAUGAUUUCCAUUGUGGAAAUAUAUUAAGCGAUUUUGUUGAAUUUGCUUUUAUUACUGAUUUGGGAUUAUGUCAACCGGCAAAUGUCAAACCCUCUCAAAAUAGCAAUAAAAAAAUAUAUGGAGUAUUACCUUAUGUAGCUCCAGAAGUUUUAAGAGGAAACGAAUACUCAAAAAAUUUCCCUCCUUAUUAUGAUAUAGCUCAUGAUGAAUUCUUAGCAAUGAAAAUUUGUAAUGGGUUGAGGCCAAAGUCUAAUUAUAAAAUACCUCAAUUAAUUCUUGACAUUAUUAAUCAAUGUUGGGAUGCAAACCCUUUAAAACGACCUAACGCAGAUGAAUUAGAAAGGUUAUUUACUGAGUUGUGGGAUAAUUGCGAUAUAAGUUCUAAAUCUUUAAUCAGUGAGCAAGCUAAAGAAGCAGAUGAAAUUAACAAAAAGUUAUCAACAGUUCAGUUACCAUUAUCAUCUACUAGUACACUCUCAUAUAUAACACAUCCUCAAGCAGUUUACACAAGUAGACUUUUAGAUUUUAAAAAUCUUCCAGAACCAAUAAAUUCUAACAAUGAUGAUUUAGAAUAUUCAGAUUCCCUAAGAAUGAAUUUUACUAAACUUGAUAUUAAUUCUAAAGAUGAAAGUAGUUAA